Molecule: messenger RNA, 2063 nt
Organism: Oncorhynchus keta (chum salmon)
Lineage: Eukaryota; Metazoa; Chordata; Actinopteri; Salmoniformes; Salmonidae
Product: putative ammonium transporter 1
Exons: 10
Coding region: 1017-1976 (319 amino acids)
Biological process (GO): ammonium homeostasis; ammonium transmembrane transport
Cellular component (GO): membrane
Molecular function (GO): ammonium channel activity
Source: RefSeq, a predicted model, not a curated record
GCUUUGGUAGAGAGCUCUGUAAAUGUAGAUAUUUUUUGUUAUUUUAAGUAUUAAAAAAAUAUAUAUAUAUUUGUUGUUGUUGUGGGGGUUGAUGACCUGUUGAGGGUUGGCCUAAAACAUAUGUUGGUGACUCAUGGAGUUGCAGGACUGAAUGUUGUUUACCUUGUCUUGGCUAACUAUAGCUAGCUGGCUGAUUUAAUUUGAAUAAUGCAUCCCAACACCUGAUCAACAUAGCACCGGAUUCUUUUAUCACACCUUCCCCUGUUUCUGGAAGGACGUGGACUGUGCGAGUGGAUGACAGAGGCUCGCCUCAUAGGAUAACUGCCUAGGUGUGGUGAGCUCUAAGGCUCUUAUAGCUGCCAAAGGAUGACCCAGGUGGGUGUUAUACACUUUCGGUGGUGGAUGUCCCAGCCUAUACAGAGCCAUAGCUUUGAACUUCAAAGACAGAAGAAGUGCCUCAUGAAAAGCUCCUGGCCUGUCUGAUUGAUGUUUCUCCCUCCCUGGCUGUACCAUCGACGCCACCUCAGUAAAUAAUGGACCUGAUCGGACAGCUCAGUUUCUUCUCUUUUCUGUCCAUAAAAAACACAUGUAUUGGUGGAAGAGGCAGGGCAGGCCAGGAGCAAGGAAGGAGGGUGUGGUCAAGGAAGGCAUCUCCCGAGGCUAAAUGCCCUAAGGUUUUUAUCAGAACAGGCGCAAGACACCACUCAAACGACUCCUUUAUUGAACGGGAUCAUCAUCGAUCUGUGGAAGACCAUCUCCAAUGAACUGCCAGCUGCCUGAAUUGUUUUGUUUUUCAAUUUUUUAAAGCGACUUGGAGAUUCUGCCUCAAGUUUGGGUUUGCGUUUGUGGAGGCAGGCAAAACAGAUCCAAAGAACGUCUCCAAUGUCAUCUUUAAAAAUGUAGCAGACACAUUUGUCACUUUGCUGGCUUUCUUUCUCCAUGGCUAUGCAUUUGCCUUUGGGGAGCACAACGCUGUUAUCGGAACCCAAUUCUUCCUCACACUGAACAAGACAAACAUGGUAAACUUCUUCUUCAACUAUGUUCGCUGUGCUGUAGCCACUACUCUGGCACUAGGGGCUGCCAACGAGAGGACAGAACCAAUCGGCUACCUCAUAUCCGCAUAUGUUUUCUCAGGAAUAAUCUACCCUCUGGCUUGUCACUGGGUCUGGGACCAGCAAGGCAUCUUCAGUCCAACCUCCACCUCCUACCCAUCACAGGACUAUGCAGGCAGCGGUGUGAUCUUCUUGCUGGGUGGUGCAGCGGCAGCUGUCUCACUGCGGGUUAUAGGAUCACGGGCUGGACGCUGGAGUCCCCAUUUCAAACGGACAGAGCACAGCCAGCCUAUGGUGGUGCUGGGAGGAUGCCUUCAAAUGCUGGGCUUCUUGGGCCUGGUGAUAGGCACUCACCCCCGUGUGUUGGAUGCUGAUGAGGGCCUGUUACUGGGGCUAGGCACUGUAAACUUGCUGCAUGCUGCUACAAGCGGAGGACUCUACGGACUAAUGAUCCAACGCAUCGAUAAGAACUACUAUGAUCUCGACAGCAUGCUCUCUGGGGCCAUUGCUGGCAUGGUGGCAGUGUGUGCAGGAGUAGACACCUACAUGCCUGGUGUGGCAGUCAUGUGUGGGGCCACUGGAUCUCUCCUCUUUAUUGGCUUUCGCCGCUUCCUCUGUGCUGUGAGGGUGGAUGACCCCCUUAACAUCAUCUCCGGGUACUUAAUUCCAGGGGCCUGGGGCUUGAUGCUUGCAGGUUUAUUCUCUGAUCAUGGGGCUCUUGGAGGACAUAUCCAGGUGUUGGGGAACAAUUGCAUUGUGGCACUGGUGUUAUUCUUCUGGGCAGUGGCUAUUAUGUACCCUCUUCUCUCCAUACUCAUGUGUUUUGGAGUGCUGCGAGUCCCCCGCUUCAUGGAGAAACAAGGAAUAGACAAAAUCAGACACACGCUAAGACACCCUCACGGCACCAGGAAGUCACUGAACUAACCCCAGACCGAAACAUCAAUCCAGAGGCAAUGAAGUUAAACCUGGGGAUAAUUUUUGAAUGUUUUUUUCUAAACAAUUUCUUAAUGC